Molecule: messenger RNA, 1561 nt
Organism: Aquila chrysaetos chrysaetos
Lineage: Eukaryota; Metazoa; Chordata; Aves; Accipitriformes; Accipitridae
Gene: GPATCH4
Product: G-patch domain containing 4
Exons: 7
Coding region: 95-1189 (364 amino acids)
Biological process (GO): regulation of ribosome biogenesis
Cellular component (GO): nucleolus
Molecular function (GO): nucleic acid binding
Source: RefSeq, a predicted model, not a curated record
CUCCGCCCCGUCUGGUCGCCUGCGCGGUCGGCGCUUCCUGCCGGGCAGAGGUGGUGGCUGCCGGGACCCCCGCGACCCUCCGGGAUCCGCCGCCAUGAGCGGCCCGGAGCCGCCGGGGCGUGGGAUGCGAUUUGCGGAGAGCCAGCUACGGCGGCACGGCUGGCGGCGAGGGCAGGGGCUGGGGAAGCGGGAGGACGGCAUCGCCGAGGCCAUCCGGGUGAAGGUGAAGUGCGGCACGGCGGGGGUGGGACACGACGCAGCGGAGCCCUUCUCCUUCCACUGGUGGGAUCACGUCUUCAACAGGGCGGCUGCCAACAUUGCUGUGGAGGCUGGGCAGGAUGGCAUCUCCAUGAAGACAAUUUCCGAGCAGGGAGUCAGAAUCAGCAAUAAGAAGCCCCGCAAGGCCAGCAGUGCUGGCAGCAUGCUGUAUGGCCACUUCGUGAAGUCAGCCACGCUCACAGCAUGCGGGGAGGAGUUCACGAAGCUGCCAUCCGGCUCAGAGAGCAGCGAGGAGGAGGAGAAGCUGGACCUCUCUUCGGCCAGGAGGCUGACGGACGAGGAGCUGAUGCGAGCGUGUGGGGGCCGCACAGCACACAAGGGUGCCCGUCACGGCCUGACCAUGAGCGCCAAGCUGGCACGGCUGGAGGAGCAGGAGCGAGCCUUCCUGACCACAUACCGACACAAGGAGUGGCAGCAUGAGCCACCAGAGAGCAGCCACCUAGCAGAGAGGCAGGAAAAAAAGAAGAAAAAAAGGAAACAGUCCAGGGACGGAGCUGAUCCCGAAGUGCUGCAGGGCCAGGAUCCAAGCAGAGAAGAGGAGGUGGCGGGACAGGAAGGGAAGGUUGUGAAGAGGAAGAAGAAGAAGAAGAAUCAGGAGCCAAGCAGAGAAGAGGAGGUGGCGGGACAGGAAGGGAAGGUUGUGAAGAGGAAGAAGAAGAAGAAGAAUCAGGAGCCAAGCAGAGAAGAGGAGGUGGCAGGAGAGGAAGGGAAGGCUACAAAGAAGAAGAAGAAGAAGAAGCAGAAGGAGGAUGAGGAGAAAGAAGAGCCAGUUGAGACAGAGAAGAAGGAGAAGGAGGACAAAGAAGAGCCAGCUGAGACAGAGGUACCUCUAGAAGACACAGAUGGGCCAGAACAGGCUGGGCACAGCCCCAGGAAGAGGAGGAAGAAGAGGAAGAAGGAGCCGGAGUGAGCAAGGGCCAAGGCUGCCGUGCUGCGCAGCUGCUGGUACCACCUGGCUGUGAGGGUCCCAGUCCUGCCUGCUGGUGCUGGUGGGUGCUCAAGGGUGCUCCAGGCUCUUCCCAGGUGGAGCCCAGUGCCGUGGCCCAGCUGUGUGUUUGCUGCCUGGGGAUGCUGGGCUGGGACUAGUUGCUCUGAAGCUGGAUCAAGCUUUAUUUCACUCCCUGAGCCUUCCUCCCGUCAGAGGUGACCCCAGUUCCCAUCAGGCCCUGGGGCAGGCACCCAUUUGCUGUGGGUCUGUUGCAGAGGGACACAAGGGGACAGACCGCACAGAGUAUUGAAAUAUUUUUUUCAAGGGCAUGAAUAAAUCUUUAUUGCAAUGAAA